Messenger RNA from Drosophila biarmipes, 1964 nucleotides. Its product is annotated as 8-oxo-dGDP phosphatase NUDT18. The record is from RefSeq and is a predicted model, not a curated record. Bases 597 to 1619 code for a protein of 340 amino acids. Gene Ontology annotation, molecular function: magnesium ion binding; 8-oxo-dGDP phosphatase activity; 8-oxo-GDP phosphatase activity. NCBI's taxonomy places the organism in Eukaryota, Metazoa, Arthropoda, Insecta, Diptera, Drosophilidae. The transcript has 3 exons.
AGACCGCGCAGUGGCCACUCUCCUGCGUAUUUACUAACAAAAUUACCUGUUCUUGGAGAAGUUCUUGCAAAUCAAUUAAACUGGGCCUUAAAUGGCCGUGCAAUAAAUAAGUGUGCAAUAGCAAUAAGCACCGAUCGAUAAACGGCGAUCGGCGGCCAAGAAGAACGGCGAACAGCUGGCGCAGACGGAGACACAUUCCAAUGCACUUUCUCCCGCAGAAAACCCGUCGAGCGGCUUAUUUGACAUCCAUUUCGAUAUCAAUACAGAGAAAUAGAGAGAAAUAGCGAGCAAUAGAGGCCACAGCACCUGCGUGGCUCUGUAGCGACAGCAAGAACAACCAGCCACCAGUCGAUUGCCAUCGUCUUGGCCACUUUUAUUGGGCUUUAUAGCCCGCAGUCAGUCACAUACCGCCCGUUCUCGAGUUCGCCACGAUUCUUUAACAGCGUUUCUCAGUUUGCGGAGCACUCCCCAGAAAUCGUAAUUUGCAUAUUAAGAACCGGAGAUAUAUGCUGAGAUUCCGACUGGGCGUAGCAUGUUCAACGAACUGAGUCAGCCGCCUUGAAAUUCUGCGCUGAAAACAAAACAGGCUUGGAGGGAUGGCUUCGAUUGUGGAGAAAGUGCGUCGCGUCUUGGACGCCAAAGAUCUGGGCGACAUCACCACGGAGCUGUGCGACUUUUCUCUGAAAGAACAGAAUGCCACCGCCGAGGCCCAGGGAGUACAGCCCUCGUCAGCCUCCGAUUUCGUGCCCAUUCUCGGCCAGACAGUCACCUACAUUGUGGCCUGUGUGCUGAUCAACGAGCACGACGAGCUGCUCAUGAUCGAGGAGGCCAAACAGAGCUGUGCAGGCAAGUGGUACUUACCCGCCGGCCGCAUGGAGCGGGGCGAGUCCAUCACUGAGGCAGCCGCCCGGGAAGUCUUCGAGGAGACCGGUCUGAAUGCCGAGCUGACCACUUUACUGGCCGUAGAGGCUGCUGGUGGCUCUUGGUUCCGCUUCGUGCUCACGGGACGCAUCACCGGCGGGCGACUUAAAACGCCAGCGGAUGCAGACGCCGAGUCCAUCCAGGCGAGGUGGGUUCGCAAUCCCAAGGAGGUGCCUCUGCGAGCCAACGAUAUACUCAACAUCAUUGACAUUGGUCGAGCCUACCACCAGGGGCAGAAAGUCGCUAUUACCCCUUCGCCCUGGCACGGCAACAUACUGCCCACACGCUACUCCCACAAGCGGAACUAUCUGCGGGUACUGGCCGUGGCUCGGAAGCGGGCUCACAACUCGCUAAACAUCCUGGUAAGCGAGAAGAAUGCCCACCACUUCCCCACGGUAGAACUGCAUCCGAAUCGCAGCCUGCACUCCACACUGCGCAAAUUUAUGAUUGAGAUUUUUGGCGCGGAGCUGCCACAGCACAGACCUCAUGGUUUACUUAGUGUUGAACACUCGCCUUCGGAGCAGGAGAACAAGGAUGGUAUAUGCCUGAAUCUGCUGGUUGCCUUCAGACCGCCCCUGGAGGAAAUCUCGCUAAUCGGCAAGUGCAUUUGGCAGGAGCUCGGAGCACCACUCGAUGAGAUGUUAGGACGCAUUGUCAGCAGCAAGAACGCCUCCAUUCCGCUCAACGUUGUGCGCUAAAUGCCUUGUAGUUUAAAACUAGAGUAAUCUGUCCUUAUCUAUGGUGCAAGCAAUCUAUCCGUUAUUAGUUGCAAUUAAAGAUAACCCCGACAGAUGUCUGCCAGAUAUCCGACUGUUACGUAAUCAUGUUUCCAUUUUACGGUGCUAAUUAUAGGAUUGCGUAGGUUAGUCUCGAGCUAACAUACGCUAAUCUGUCAUUAAAUGUCAAGAAGAUAUACAUAGUACUAAACAAUCCCGCUACCCGUUUCUUGGUGAAAGAUCUAAUCUUGUUUAUCCUAGUAGUUACAAAGAAAACGUUUUUACUAUUAUAUAGUAUCAAUUAAAAUAUUAUCAUUUUAAUGCGAA